GCGGUGGACACUUGUGAAUGGAACGUUUUAUCGGCAAAUGACUGGUUGAGUCGUUGUGAGUUGCAGUGUUGCGCAUCCGAUGCAACCAACUCGCUUGUUCUAUUGACUUGUUUCGUUUGCGAGGCUCGUACAUCUUUCGAAAAUUCUCUGUUCAUCUUUCAAGGAACAGAAAAGGAAGGAAAUAACGAAAUGAACGCACUGAAUUGUGCACUGCUUCGAGUUUUGCGAUGCAGUUGUGUUGCACUGGAUGUUAUGGAAUCCGGAUUGCGCGAUUUUCUUCUAUGUGCCCUUAUAACCGCCCUCGAGAAGACUCCAGAUAGCGUUCGCAAUCUUUAUCAGACGAAAAUAAAAUUUCAGAGUUGUAAAUUGGAAUCAAAACGAGAUGAGUAUUCGCAACUGUUCGUCAUAUUUGCAUCAUUGACAAAACAGUUGUUUAUUGAAUGUGUACGAAUUGCUGAAUCAACUGUGGACGAUACAAACUUCUCAGUGUUCAGACAGGUCAAUCGAUUUCUAGAUAUUUCAUCGAACUUGUUUCAGGAAUGGGAUGAAUUUUAUCGUAAACCAGCCGAAGCGAUUUUAAUAGAGUGGUUUGUGUCACUAUGCGAUCGAGAAACGUCGUCGAUGCAUCCGGCUCUGUUACGUGUACUCUCAUCUUCGAUGCAUUUUUGUAAGGAGACAACGUUCCUGACAGUCGAAUUACCGUCGCGAUUCGACGUCGAAUUGGAUUGUAAAAAGUUGGUCGCAACAUAUAUGUUAUGCUUAUUUUUGAUCACUGUUGAUAUGACGCUUCUGGAGAAUAAAAGUUCUGUCGAGGACGAGAAAGGAGCAGGAAAAGUUGAGGUAUUAGAUGAAGAAGAAGUAGAUGCAGACGAAAGGAGUGAAACGCCAGAUGAGAAGAAAGUGUUGCCGGUGGCGAUAUUGCGAUUGAUAAAUGACGAUAUCAACUAUUCAAGUGAAGCAGCGAACAAAGUCGGUAUUGCGCCGUUGCUGCUUGCAUGGGAUGCGCUAGUGGAGACAAUGGCUCGUUUCAAAGUGAGCGAUCGAAAGGAAUAUUGCGAUAGCAGCAAUAUGUUGUGCAUUAUUGAGAUUGUCGUUGCGAAAAUAUUCGACAUUUUACCAGACAGCAUACCGAAUAUCGAUGAAAUCCUCCUUGAUCAUUCAUUAUUUCGUAUGGAGCAAAGUUCUCAUUUGGAGUUUUCACUAGUUUCACAAUAUGCUAUUGGAUUGUUCUAUCGAACAUUGACUACUUUACCGGCUCUUGUACGACAGUUGUACACAUCACUGCCAAGGUCAUUCUCAUCUGUAUUGGCCAAUUAUACAUCCAGAUAUCUGUCACCAAUCAUUUGGCGAAGCGAACGUCUUUUAAUAUCUCAACAAAAAUUGCCACCGAGUCUUCAGUGUUACUCUUUAUUGUUUGAGGUGCGUGUACGUUCAAGAGCAUGGGAGAUAUCUGCCGAAUAUGAUAUGGUGGAUGCAAAAAUGGCACUUUUGAUCAGUAUACCUCAGGACUAUCCACUAUCGAUGCCAUCGUUCGAGUAUGAGAAUGCGAUUUCAAAUCGGGAGUUGAAGAACAAAUGGCUGCUGCAAUUGAUGUUGUAUUUCUCGAGUCAUAAUGGCUCAAUAAUGGAUGGUGUGUUGAUGUGGGCUGGAUUGGUUGCACGUCAUCUUGAUGGUGUAGAAGACUGCAUGAUUUGUAUGAUGACCGUUCAUGCGAAGUCGUUGAAACUGCCUCGUUUGAAGUGUGGACAAUGUAAAAAACGAUUCCAUGUGGAUUGUUUGGUCAGUUUCUUGUUUAUUACGGCGGACUGCAGUUUGUGUACUAUUUCGUAG
Anisakis simplex (herring worm) is the source of this 1830-nucleotide messenger RNA. Lineage: Eukaryota; Metazoa; Nematoda; Chromadorea; Rhabditida; Anisakidae. The record is from the annotation of a GenBank genome assembly.